This is a messenger RNA of Gigantopelta aegis, 2007 nucleotides long. Its product is annotated as nephrin-like. The record is from RefSeq and is a predicted model, not a curated record. The coding region runs from base 1 to 2007 and encodes 668 amino acids. Gene Ontology annotation, molecular function: protein binding. Lineage: Eukaryota; Metazoa; Mollusca; Gastropoda; Neomphalida; Peltospiridae. The transcript has 10 exons.
AUGGCGUUCAUUUCGACGUUGCCAAACGCGGCCACGCCUAUCCAAGAAGACGAGAGUGAAUCUGGACUAGUCAGAAAAUAUUACACGAGACCAUCGACGAUUCCCCCAGUUUCUACGCUGUGUGAAGCCAAUACCGCCAUUGAUUGCAUGACUGGUGGUUAUCCUGGACAAAGGACACAGCUAAUCUGUAGAAUAAGUGGCACUGUUUCUAAAGGAAUCAUAUGGUCACGAACAAAUAAUGGACAGCAAGAAGAUGUGGUAUCUUGUAACACAGCCAACACUGUGUGUUUUCCACUGGGAAGACUGACAGGCUACAGAGCAGUUGAUGGACCAGAUUCUGUUACAAUCCGACCACAAUUUUCUGGGUAUGCAGCAGAAGGAGGGAGUUUGACUGUGAAUUGUGAAGCUGACUGUGAUCCACCGUGUGUCUUCUCCUGGAAACUGGGGACUCAGGAAAUCACAGCAAACUCUCAGUUAAAACUGAGUAACAUCAACAGGAGUCAGAACGGGAAUGUUUACACAUGUAAAGUGACUAACACGGUUAUACCAAAAUCUAACAGUAAACAGUUCACACUGAGAGUAUACUAUGGUCCAGACAGUGUCCAGAUCACCUCGAAUUCUUCACUGACAUUGAAGGAAGGUGACGAUGUAGCUAUGUCUUGUGGAGCUACUAACUGUUCUCCAUCCUGUUCUUUCACGUGGAAGUUCAAAUCUCCGAUAGAACCAACCAGUUCUGUGUUGUCCUUAAAUAACAUACAGAGAUCAGCAGCUGGUGACUAUACGUGUACGGCUAGGAACACAAAUACACAGAAAUCAUUAGAGAAGAAAAUUAGUCUGGACGUGCAGUACCAAUCUUCAAUCACUUCUGUGACUUUGAACUCUCAGUAUACACCGGUUACAGUUGAUGAGUUAACUCCUAUGACUCUGAGAUGUGAUGUUGACAGUAACCCAGGAUCUCACAUUAAACUGUUGAACAACUCACAGACUUCGCGUGAAGUGACACACUCUAAACAGGCUGAGUACACGUGGAACGAGGCUGGAUGUCUGGAUGCAGGACACUACACGUGUGAAGCGGGAAACAACAUCAAGUCAGCUGUCAGUGAAAGUGUCCAGCUUGUUGUGAGAUGUUCACCAAGACUAGACCAUCGAGUUCCAUUCCAGAAAGAGUUUGCAGCGGCAGUAGGUGGUGAUGUAACUCUGAAUAUAUCAGUGAUUGCCAAUCCAUCACCGACAUUCACCUGGUACAAACUGACUGAUGGAAACAAACACAGUGUUGGGUCUGGUAGUUCAUCUACAACUGACGUAUCUGCUGUUGGGAAACUCACACUAACAAAUGUUCAGCAGGGAGAUAUUGGGACCUAUCAGGUUGUGGUGUCUAAUGGAGCUAAAAACACAGAUCUUGUGAAGAACCUGACAUUUGAUGUAGCAGGUCCUCCGAAUAUUCCCUCUGAUCUCAAAUCAUGGAGCAGUGAUCCACACUCGGUCUCAGUUGCUUGGCUGGAAGCAUUUAAUGGAGGCUCAGAGCAGACGUUUGUUGUACAAUACCGAUCAGACACAUCAGCACAGUGGACAAACCUCACUGAAGUCAUUCCAGAAAACGGUGUUAACACCAUUCAGAAAGCUGUCAUAUCAAAUCUUCAGCCAAAGACUAUCUACCUAGUGCGGAUUUUGGCUUAUAACAGAUAUGGAUACGAAGACUUUACCAAGGAACAGGAAGCUUUGACAUUACCUCCAGGUGAAUCUUUUCUGCCAACAUCAUCAAACGAAGUAAUCGGGACAGGGAUUGCUAUUGGGAUUUUGAUAGGGAUUACGAUUGCUGUCUUGACAGAGACAGUCUUUGUCAUUUUGUGGAGACGAGGUUAUGUGUGUGCUUCUUCAAAAUCAGAUGGGCAGCAUUCUAAAGAACUUGUUAACUCUGAUGACCAGACAAAUACUUACGAGGGACUUGGAACUCGAGAUGAUACGCCAUAUGCAAAAAUGGAACUUUAUGAAAAUCUCAAGACAUGA